AUGUCUACGACAGGCGUCCUCAAGAGCAUGUUUGCCGAGAAGGGCUUCGGCUUCGUGACCCCGGACGACGGCUCCGAUGACUGCUUUGUGCACGUCAAGGACAAUCCGGAGCUCGACGGGAUCGAUUCAGGAGGAGACGCAGUGACGUUCGACAAGGAGUGGGACGAUCGCAAGGGCAAGUACAAGGGCGUCAACUGCAGGGCGCUCCGGGCACCGUUCGACGGGGCCCCAGCGGCCGAGGGCACGACGCAGAAGUGCCCGCCCUGGAGUGCGAAGGACACGCAGGCCUCGCUGGCGUCCGUGCAGUCCAGCUGCAUGCAGAUGGCCACGGACCACGACGCGAGCGUCGCGGGACGCGCCGGGGAGCUGAAGACCAUCGCUGAGGCCAAGAAGUUGCUGCAGGAGACCAGCUCCGGCGCGGUGGAGGAGACCUACAGCUUCCUGCAGCGCAAGUCCGGCUCUGCGCUGAAGACGAGCGCGGACCUCAAGAAUGCGGAGGUGGUGCGCUUCGUCCGCAGGCUGGCCAAG
Prorocentrum cordatum is the source of this 528-nucleotide messenger RNA. NCBI's taxonomy places the organism in Eukaryota, Dinophyceae, Prorocentrales, Prorocentraceae. The record is from the annotation of a GenBank genome assembly.